Molecule: messenger RNA, 1240 nt
Organism: Spodoptera frugiperda (fall armyworm)
Lineage: Eukaryota; Metazoa; Arthropoda; Insecta; Lepidoptera; Noctuidae
Gene: Dci
Product: enoyl-CoA delta isomerase 2
Exons: 4
Coding region: 210-944 (244 amino acids)
Source: RefSeq, a predicted model, not a curated record
CGCUAAAAUCAGUGUUUAUGUAUGUUUGUUCUUGGUAAUUGUUAUCAAUUUACUAGUUUUUUAACAUAAGUACAUGUUACUUAAUUAAACCAAAUAAUAAUUCAAGUAUAUUAAUUUAAAAACAAGCUAUACAAUCAGCAAGACUUUUAUAUUUAUUCAAAAUUGUAGCAUUUAACCUUGACUCACAUUAGGAAAAGAGACAGUGCAAGAUGAACAUCAAAGAGACGAUUAUUGAGACUAGUCAAGGCGGUAUAAAAAUUGUUCAAUAUAACAAACCUAAGAAGAAGAAUGCCAUUGACGGAGUGAUGUACCGACGAGUAAUGAGUAUACUGAAUGAUGCUGCCACAGAUGACUCUAUAUCUGUAAUGGUUCUCACUGGAACAGGAGACUUUUAUAGCAGUGGAAAUGACUUUUCAGCUCCUACAGACCCUAAUGAUGACACGGGCAAACACUUGAAGGUUCUUAAAGAUUACAUCAAAGCAUUUAUAAUGUUCCCAAAAAUACUGGUUGCUAUUGUAAACGGGCCGGCUAUUGGCAUUGCAGCUACAACAUUAGCACUUUGUGACUUGGUGUUUGCUUCUGAAAAUUCAUAUUUCUACACUCCUUUCACUAAGUUGGGAAUUGUGGCUGAAGGUUGUUCCACAUUUACUUUUCCUCGAAUUCUAGGAGAUAAAAAGGCAAUGGAAAUGUUACUCUGCAACUACAAGAUGCCUGCAAGUGAAGCACUAGAGUAUGGGUUUAUAAACUGUGUUUAUAAGCCAGAGGAGCUUCAAAGCAAAGUUUGGGAUAAAAUAGCUGAAGUGUCAAAGCUCCCAAAGUACAGUGUAACAGCCACUAAGAAGCUGUUGAGGGAUACAGUCAGGGAAGAACUGCUACAAGCCAAUGAAAAGGAAAUUGAAGAACUCAAUAUUAUUUGGGCUAGAGGGUAUAGAAGCAAACUAUGAGUUACAGUAACUAAUUAUGAACAAGGAACUGAAUAUUAUUUGGGCUAAAGGGUACAGAAGCAAACUAUGAGUAUUACAGUAAAUAAUUAUGAACAAGGAUUCAAUGAGAUUAGUUGGUGAACUUCAAUAUGAUUCUUUGUACUGAAUAAUUGUAAGAACUAAAGUACUUAUGUAUUUUUUGUGCAAUAUGUUGUAUUGUCAUAAUAAUAAUGAUUUCCAUUACAAUGCAUUUAUUAACUGUCUGUCAGACAAAAAACUAUGAAAUAUAUAAUAUAAUUAUAUUUGUAUUUAAUUCA